This is a messenger RNA of Chara braunii, 3353 nucleotides long. The record is from the annotation of a GenBank genome assembly. Lineage: Eukaryota; Viridiplantae; Streptophyta; Charophyceae; Charales; Characeae.
CUGGACUACGGGAUCUGCCUGCAGUGUGUGAACAAGCAAGUGUAAAGCACUGAUUGUGCCGAAGCUGCAUCCACGCCGUGUUGGAAAGGCCGUCACAUACAUCGAGAGGAAGUCUGCAGUGGAAGGGCUGGUCGACAAAGACAAAAAAGUGCAGGAGCGACAAACUGCUUUUUUCAUAGCCUUUUGGGAAGAGGCACCAAGAAUCACUCGUAGCCACAACGAAAGAGUGAUUGAGAACGACAAACCGUCAGGAAAAGCCCUACAGACAGAGUCUGUCGUCAAGGACAUAGCGCAUUUGGUUGUUGUUACCUCUACUGAAGUUUGGAUAUCAAAAUCUUGUUAAAGUUGUUCAAGCGAAUAUGGUUGAUACACCAUGUGAUUGAGGACUCUGGCGCUGCCAAAGUCGCUGGGUACUGGAUCACAGAGGAACCAAAGGAGGCAUUUGUUGAAGAGAUUUUCCAUCUGCGAAUUGCGUGAAAUUGAUCAAAGCUACAACACAAAACACACAUCUUGCACGGACUGCAAUAUCAAAUACCCGCAAUUACGGAACAGUUCCUGAACUGGACGUUAUUUUCGAGAAAUUGGCUGCGCUUGGUUUGGGAAGAUAUGAUCGAGAUCAAUAUGGGAGGCAAAUUUGCAGGCAAAGAGAUGACGGAGCCAGCACCAGUUUUCAUUAAAAAACUUCCUGGUCCAAAUGAGGCACCACAUUUUAUUAACAUUUUGAACAAACAGGGGUUGACACUCCAACAUUGGGUUACAGAUUCCGCUGCAAAAAAAUUGUUUCCCUCAAAGUUGGCACCAGUUUAUUAUGCGGGAGGAGGCUUUGAUCAAUCUGCGAGCCUAGGAACGAAUUCGGCCUACGAUGUAAGGCAGAUUGACAAUACAGGAACUCAAAAUUUAGACAAGAAUUUCAGAGAGAAGGAAUUUCCUGAAGGCGAGCAAACAGUUGCUGGAAACAGGAUUGAUGGAAUGGAGGAAGAGGCCAAAGCAAGUCAAGUUUCAAACACUGACAAAAGAGAUGAACGAACUUUUGAAGGCGAGCAACGAAAAACUAAAGAGUCGUUUGAGCAUUUGAGAUCAAUGACUCAACGAUCAUCUGAAGCAUCACCUCUACGAGCUCAAGAGAACUGUCCCGGUCGAUCCAUACCAUUCAAUGGCGGACAUGAAGUUGAGGUACAAUCGCCUCUUAAAAGUGAUGCGAAUUGUGUUGAAGCAUCUUAAAGCACAUGGGAACCAUGCACCUGAUACGGAAAAUAAUUGUCCUGCAUCUUCAACGGUUCCAUCAUCUUCAGUUCCACCUCUGAAACAUGCCAAAUCUCAAGGCGAAUUGACUCUCAAGAUGCGAGCAAAGGGUCCCAGUACAUCCCCGAUUGGAGGAGAUGAAGUGGAAGUUCAAUCGCCUCUAAAAGUACCUGGAGCGCAAGAAGUUGGCGUGUGCCCAAGGAUGCAAAAAAGUAUUCCUUCAUCUUCAUUGUUCAGUGGAGAAAAUGAAGUUAAAGCCAGAUCACCUUCCAAAUCUGUAACUAAUUCUCUUGGGGCAUCAUUGCAAUCACAGGGACAAUAUGAAGCUGAUGUGGCUGGCAGGCUGGAAACCAAUCCUCCCACAACGACUGUCUUCUCACAGCCAUCUGGAAAGAGUCAAAAGUCUCAGUCAUCCUCGUUGAACACUCGAUCACGCAAAGCAGGUCAGAAGAGUCAAGUAGGGGCAAUCUCCCAACCACGAAGCAAGAGAGAAACUGAAGAAGUUUCGGGGGAUCUCCCAAUGGUUCGUGACCAUGGUUCACAACACAUUUCAGAGGAUGACGUUGUUGAUUUGGCAGGGGAUGACUUGAACAGCGACAACGUGAAGCAAAAAGAAGAAGAGGAGGAGGAGGAGGAGGAGGAGGAGGAGGAGGAGGAGGAGGAGGUGGAUGGCAAGAAGGAAGUGGAAGGAAAAUGUAAGGAGAAAGAACAAAAUGCCACAGGUGGUGGAGGAGAAGUACAGGAGUGGGAGGAGAAGGUGGAGCUGGAGGAUGGGGAGAAGGAAGAGGGAGGAGGAUGAACUAUUGAAGUGUGAAAAAUAAAACAUGAUGAAGUGAAAGGAGAAGAACGUGACGUUAUGAAGCACAUGCGGGCUUCGAAAUUUCAACAACAAUUCAUAAUGACAGAGAAUGGCUAACAAGAUUCCUUACGAUUGAAGACCAACGAAAAGAUGUCUCCAGGCAUAAACACACGGAUCGGUAUGCUAUCAAUCGACAAAGGCUCGAAGAUGCAUACUUUCGAUGAAGGGCAGCAAUCUUUCCGCAAAGGCAUUGCGCACAUUUGAUAGAUUUCAUCGAUUAUCAUAUGAAGAUUGAUGAAAUACUUUCACAGCUUCAAGAUCAGUUCUGGUUUCAUCUUCUUGAGGAGGCACAAAAUCACCCCGAAAAGUGUAAUGUUGAACGUUGUGGAAGAUAUUGUCAAGUGGAUGGGCAUUUCAAAGUGUGCAGGACAAGAUGUGCCAAGCAAGAUGUCACAUUGUAUCACACCGCAAUUGGGAAAAUUGUGAAAGGAUGUCCAGAGACACUGGCCGCUGGGAAGAAAUGGUGCCCUUUACAAUAUCACGAGAGAUAAGAGCAACAGAAGAGUGAACGUGCACAAAAAUUUCCAGCCUCGGAUGAUAUUCCCAGUUGUUCUCAAGCACCCAGUGCAUCAUCGGCUAUUCCCAAAUGUUCAGAAGACCCCAUUGCAUCACGGACUAGACUGAAGUCUGCAACCAGCAUGGCCAAUGCAGAGUGCAUCAUCAAAUCGGAGCAGUUCAACAACAACAUCUGGUAUCUUGUGAAGUGGAAAUCUCAACCAUACUCAAAGUCAUUAUGGUGCACCGAAAGCGAUUUUGGAGGAAAAAAUGGAGAGGAAAUCCUAAACAGAUUCAAAGAUACGGAAUUGCCAUUGGAUUUUUACGAGGACCCAACCAUUCAAGAAGAAGACAUGACAGAGGAGGCAGCUCAGAGAAGGAAAGCUUCAAAGCUUGAUAGGACAACUUGCACGCCAAGAACUUUGGACGACAAGAAAAAAAACACAUGUGGCACUGUGCAUUGUUUCUGGGCAUGCGGGUUCAUGUUCCCACCCUUGGAAAUGGUUCUGGCUGAAUCAUGUACACAAGUAUAUCAUUACUUGUUGACAUUAUUCGCAAACCAUCAAUUUCCAGAAUAUAUUGGGUAUGAUGACAUGUGUCAUCUUCUUCGUUUUGCUCUGAAUGAGAAACGACGGAAUGCAACUUCCAAGACAACGGAAUUCACAGAUCUUGAAAAAGUUCAUCAUGUGGUUGAUAAGUUCCAUUUUGAGAAUCAUGUCGGGCAUUGGUGCAAGAAAAAUGUCAGCCCUUUGAACUA